CUAAGGAUGGCACCCUAGUAUUUCGCUGCUGUAAUACCCGCUAGGAAACAUGACGGGCCACAGAGAGAUGUUCGACAAGCUCUACGCCGUAGUAGGCCAGGCGGCUGUCUGGGGUAUAUUGGCUUACGCUGUAGUACAAUUACUAGAGUGGUACACGAAAACGAAGAUCAACAAGGUGUCAGCCCAAGCAGAUGCGCAAGAACCAACAUCCGCUACCACGGCGGCGAGCUCAACGCAAAAGAAUGCUCAGGCGGAGCCGCAACCAGCUCUUGAUGAGAGCGCCCAUCGUGCCGAGGUGGAGGCGCUGCUGGCUCGUGCGCAGCAGCAAUGCAGCAAGGCCGGUGAAGGCAAGAUGACGCUAGAGCACAUGGUGCUGGCUCUCGCGGAAAACCCCAGGUUUGGCGAGAUCCUGUCCUGCGCGGAGGGCCUCACCGAGGAGGACCUGCGCAAGGCCGUCAAGAAGAGCCGCGUCAUGUACAACCACACGGAGGGCGCGCUGGAGAUCGCGGAGCCCCCGCCCACCGCGCUGUCGCGGUACGGCAGGGACCUCACGCAGCUGGCGAGGCAGGGCAAGCUGGACCCGCUGAUUGGCCGCACGGACGAGCUGAGGAGGCUGUUCAACGUGCUGUCGCGCCGCACCAAGAACAACCCGGUGGUGCUGGGCGAGAGCGGGGUGGGCAAGACGGCGCUGAUUGAGGGGCUGGCGCAGCGCAUCGCGGCGGGGGACUGCCCGCCGGAGCUGCGGGGGGCGGCCAUCAUCGCACUGGACCUGGGCAUGCUCAUGGCGGGCGCCACCUUCCCCGGGGAGUUCGAGCAGCGCAUGAGUGCCGUGCUGAAGGAGCUCUCCGACCUGCCCAAACAGCAGCAACAGCAGGGGCAGGCGGGAGGAGCAGCAGCGGGAGGGACAGCAGCAGCAGCGGCCGCCCAGCCGCCCCCCAGCAGCUGCAUCCUCUUCAUCGACGACAUCCACAACGUGACGGGACCCAACGCACAGCAGGGUGGCGGUGUGAACGACGCCAGCAUGCUGCUCAAGCCGCUGCUGGCCCGCGGGGAGCUGCGCUGCAUUGGCGCCACCACCCCCGACAAGUACCGCCGCUUCAUUGAGAAGGACCCAGCGCUGGAGCGCCGCUUCCAGACGCUGCCCCUGUCCCAGCCCUCCGUCCCCGAGGCCAUCUCCAUUCUGCGCGGGCUGCGUGCGCGGUACGAGCGGCACCACGGGCUGCGUAUAGCGGAUGCGGCGCUGGUGGCGGCGGUGGAGCUGUCGCACAG
Molecule: messenger RNA, 1269 nt
Organism: Astrephomene gubernaculifera
Lineage: Eukaryota; Viridiplantae; Chlorophyta; Chlorophyceae; Chlamydomonadales; Astrephomenaceae
Source: the annotation of a GenBank genome assembly